GUAUGCUGGCACCUGAUUGGACGCCAGGUUGACUCUAACACAUGUGAGCUGCUGGCAAGCCGUCCUCUUUUCAUAUACGGAUAGGUCAUCUGUGUAAUCGUACCUCACCGGCUCGCAAGUUCGUCUCUAUCUGAUUGUCAGGUAAGCCAUGCCAUCAGUACCAUCUAGUUCAGAGUCAGUUGGGACUGGUCCCAUCUGCCCACAUGCUGCCAAGGUCCUCACAAAUGCUGCAAAUGGAGAAUCUGGCAUCAACAUGGAUGCCAAGCUGAAAGUCGAUGCCGUCUUGAAUGGAAAUGCUGGACAAAAGUUAAAUGUGAACGGCACAGCCCAUGUGAAUGAAACAAACAGUCACCAUGUGAAGAGUAUUAAUGGAGAGCACAUGGAGAAUGGAUCGGAGGUCACCAUGGAGAGGAAAUGGAUUCGACCAGAUUUGCCCAGCAGAUGCACCUGGAAACUUGGUGACCCAAACACCGAGUCGCCCCACAACCACUUCCAACGGACCGAGACACCCAGUAUCCUCCCCAACAUCUUAAGCAAGAUUGGAGAGACCCCACUGGUCCGCAUGAACAAGAUUCCCAAUGCUUUUGGCCUCAAGUGUGAGCUUUUGGCUAAAUGCGAGUUCUUCAAUGCCGGUGGAAGUGUGAAGGACAGAAUCAGUCUGCGAAUGGUAGAGGAUGCUGAGCAAGACGGCAUCCUUAAACCUGGAGACACUAUCAUUGAACCCACAUCAGGAAACACAGGUAUUGGACUUGCCCUGGCAGCAGCAGUAAAAGGUUAUCGCUGCAUCAUUGUUAUGCCUGAAAAGAUGAGCAUGGAAAAGGUGGACGUGCUCCGUGCUCUGGGUGCAGAGAUUGUUCGUACCCCUACCUCAGCCCGUUUUGACUCUCCUGAGUCUCAUGUGGGUGUGGCUUGGCGUUUGAAGAAUGAGAUUCCUAAUGCUCACAUUCUGGACCAGUACCGUAAUCCCAGCAACCCCCUGGCCCACUAUGACACCACUGCAGAGGAGAUUCUUGUCCAGUGUGACGGAAAAAUAGACAUGCUGGUGGCUGGAGCUGGCACUGGUGGCACCAUCACUGGCAUCGCCCGCAAGCUGAAGGAGAAAUGCCCUGAUAUCAAGAUAGUUGGAGUGGAUCCUGAGGGCUCCAUCCUUGCUGAGCCGGAGGAGCUGAAUAAGACUGAUAAGACUCAGUAUGAGGUGGAGGGCAUUGGAUAUGACUUCAUCCCCACUGUUCUGGACAGAUCUGUGGUGGAUAGGUGGUACAAGUCCAAUGAUGAUGAGUCCUUUGCCAUGUCUCGUAUGCUAAUCAGACAGGAGGGUCUUCUGUGCGGUGGUAGUUCAGGCACAGCCAUGUCUGCAGCAGUGCAUGUGGCCAAAGAGCUGAAGGAAGGCCAGCGCUGUGUGGUGAUCCUUCCUGACUCCAUCCGCAACUACAUGUCUAAAUUUCUUAGUGACAAGUGGAUGUGUGAAAAGGGCUUCCUGAGUGAGGAGGAUCUUGUUGUCAAGAAGCAAUGGUGGUGGAAUCUGACUCUACAGGAGCUCCGACUCUCCGCCCCCCUGACUGUGCUGCCUUUAGUGUCCAUCAAGAAGACCAUUCAGAUCCUGAAAGAGAAGGCCUUUGACCAAGCACCUGUGGUGGAUGACGCCGGGCAGAUUCUGGGCAUGGUCACGUUGGGGAACAUGCUCUCGUCGGUUCUGGCUGGGAAGGUUAGGCCAUCUGAUCCCAUAAGCAAAGUUCUCUACAAACAGUUUAAACAGGUGCGCCUAACUGAUAACCUGGGCAAACUCUCACGUAUCCUGGAGACGGACCAUUUUGCCCUUGUUGUGCACGAACAGAUUCAGUACAUGAGUAAUGGAUCCCCCAAGAUGAGGCAGAUGGUGUUUGGGGUCGUGACAGCCAUUGACCUGCUGAACUACGUGGCCACACGUGAGAGGAGGGAACGCUCGCUGUCCGAGUGCUCUCUGUCUGAAGAGCAGUGAACGAUCAAGAGUGUGGGAACACAAUGGUGAAGCGUUGUGUUUCUCUCUCGCUCCUUU
Rhinichthys klamathensis goyatoka is the source of this 2035-nucleotide messenger RNA. It is a transcript of the gene cbsb, whose product is annotated as cystathionine beta-synthase b. The transcript has 15 exons. Gene Ontology annotation, molecular function: cystathionine beta-synthase activity; cysteine synthase activity. The coding region runs from base 149 to 1978 and encodes 609 amino acids. The record is from RefSeq and is a predicted model, not a curated record. NCBI's taxonomy places the organism in Eukaryota, Metazoa, Chordata, Actinopteri, Cypriniformes, Leuciscidae. Gene Ontology annotation, cellular component: cytoplasm.